Messenger RNA from Phalaenopsis equestris, 1753 nucleotides. Its product is annotated as ultraviolet-B receptor UVR8. Lineage: Eukaryota; Viridiplantae; Streptophyta; Magnoliopsida; Asparagales; Orchidaceae. The record is from RefSeq and is a predicted model, not a curated record. The transcript has 6 exons. Bases 67 to 1407 code for a protein of 446 amino acids.
ACCUCGUGACCGACCAGAAGCCAGUCUCGAAGACAAACGCCAAACGAAACGCACCUCCACUGAGCCAUGGCGCUUCGACGGCGCCGCCUUUUGCAUCUUCGUCGUCUCUUCUCCUCGUCGUCCUCUGAUACCAGCGUUCCACUCCUCUGGAGUACCGCUAACGAAGAACUUAGCGGAGAAUCAACCGUCGAGAUCCUCUCAUGGGGCCGAGGCAGCUCCGGCCAGCUUGGCGGCGGAAAAGAGGAGAUCCGCUUCUACCCGACCGCUGUCGCUUCUCUUCGCCUCCCUUCGGGCUUCCGGCUUUCCGCCACCUCCGGUCAACUCGACCGCUACGACGUUUCUGCCGUCGGUGACGGUGGCGCGGAUGUUGAGGUGGGCAUCUCAUGCGGAUUGUUUCACUCGUCACUUCUGGUGGAUGGGAGGUUCUGGAUAUGGGGAAAGGGGGAUGGAGGGAGGCUUGGCUUCGGACAUGAGAACCCGGUCUUUGUUCCGACUCCGAAUCCUAACCUUGAUGAGGUCCGUUGCAUCGCCCUGGGUGGCAUUCAUUCCACCGCGCUCACCCGUUCCGGCGAGGUUUUCACAUGGGGUUAUGGGGGAUUUGGAGCUUUAGGCCAUUCUGUCUAUCACAGGGAGCUUCUACCUAGACUUGUGGAGAGCACUUGGAUGGGAAAAAUAUCCCAUCUUGCUACUAGUGGUGCUCAUACUGCUGUUAUUACUGAUUCAGGUGAACUUUAUACUUGGGGUCGAGAUCAAGGCGAUGGUAGAUUGGGUCUUGGUAGCAGUGGAGGUCCCGGUGAAGGGGGGUCUUUUGCCACUCCUUCCAGAGUAAUUGCAUUACCCGUGCCUGUUGCAGCAGUUUGUUGUGGUGGAUUUUUUACUAUGGCAUUAACUACGGCUGGUCAGCUAUGGAGCUGGGGAGCCAAUUCAAAUUAUGAACUGGGAAGGGGUGAUAAUGCCGAUGAUUGGAGACCGAAGCCAAUACCUAGCGUUCAAGAUACUCGUAUAGUUCAGAUUGCCAGUGGGGGUUACCAUUCUCUAGCAUUAACUGAUAAAGGUGAAGUGUUUUCUUGGGGCCAUGGAGGUCAUGGUCAGUUGGGUCAUAGCUCCAAUAAAAGCCAAAAGGUCCCGACUUUCAUUGAGGCUUUAGCACAGGAGCAUAUUACUUACAUUGCAUGUGGUGGUUCAUCAUCAGCUGCGGUUAACGACAAAGGGGAAUUAUACAUGUGGGGAAAUGCAAAAGACUGUCAGCUGGGUGUGCCUGGCCUGCCUGACGUGCAGCCAUUGCCUGUCCAAGUUAAAUUCCUCGUUGAUAAUCAGCGAUUGGGCUCUCAUCAAGUGCUCUCAGUCUCAAUUGGAGCAUCUCAUGCCAUGUGCUUGGCUUUGAGGCAUUCUACCAAGCAAUCUUGAAGUCUCCUUUGUCUUUUGGGACAUUUACAUAUAUACCACCCAAUUGGUAUUGUAUUUACAUUCCUAACACCUGUACUUUGCUUUAUGUAUUUAUACCACACAAAUCAUUCAUAUCACAUGAAAAUACCACUAUUUUAACUUUUAAAGAUGGAAAUACAUCUUCUUAAGCAUAGGAAAGGUGGUAUAUAUAUAUAAACAUAAGCUGAAGUUUUGGUGCUAGAGAAGUAAAUAUGUAGGAAUUUCUUGGUAUGUAUGUAAAUCUUCUUUUUUUUAUUUAAGUCAAUGUGCUACAUAUUCGGCCAUUAGUCUCCUCUGAUAUACUGAGAAAUGAAACUUAAAGAUAGCA